AUGGCUACCUUACUGGUUUCAUCCUCGCUGGUCGCACAGAUCCAGAAUAUGCGGCUGCCAUCAAUAACUAAUGUAAGAAAUGAACUGAAUUUAGGAAGAUGUCCUCCUGUUUGUCAAUUUGCCUAUACACGAUGCUUCAGCUCACUCAGUGAAUCCUUAUUUCAAAUUCUUCUUCGUGAAAAUCGAAUGUGUGCGUUGAAGUGUAAACAGAAAAAGUCAGUAGUAACGUUAAGGUUGGAGAAUUCACUGAAUUUGAUUUAUUAUCCAUCAAAGUCGCAGUUCUAUAUACAGAAACGAGGUUUUCGCACACAGCGGUUGGAAAAAGUGGAGAAACCAACGAAAGGAUUUUUUGCAGUUUUGGGCAUCAAAGCACUCGAGAGCAUCGGACGAAAGGGCCCGCAAACAAAAGCUUUUCGAGAAAAACUGAAGACAGUAUCCGAUAAUGAUAGAAAGGGUUUUCUGGAAGGGUAUAUGGCUGCUUUGGAUUACUCAAAUGAACAGAAGCAGAAAAGAUCAGUAUUCCGAACAGUUUUUUUUUCGGCUACGGUAGUCGGCCUGGGACUUUACAUCAUUUUCAAGUCAUUUGGUAUUCCACAGACGUCUCUCUUUACUUCUGUAGAAGAAGUUGAUCCAGAAGUGAUCGGUGUUACGUUCAAAGAUGUUCGCGGUGCUGAUGAAGCAAAAAACGAAUUACGUGGAAUUGUAUCAUACCUUCGAGAUCCAGAACGAUACACGCAGCUGGGUGCACGCCUUCCAAAAGGUGUCCUUUUGGUUGGUCCUCCUGGAACCGGUAAAACACUUCUGGCGAAAGCAAUCGCUGGUGAAGCUCAGGACUUCUCAAGAUAA
Molecule: messenger RNA, 846 nt
Organism: Acanthocheilonema viteae
Lineage: Eukaryota; Metazoa; Nematoda; Chromadorea; Rhabditida; Onchocercidae
Source: the annotation of a GenBank genome assembly